Lactuca saligna is the source of this 870-nucleotide messenger RNA. Lineage: Eukaryota; Viridiplantae; Streptophyta; Magnoliopsida; Asterales; Asteraceae. The record is from the annotation of a GenBank genome assembly.
AUGGCAAGGAAACCUGAAACCUGGUACAGGGCAUUCUUUUCUCAUGGGCAUGCUUGUGAAGCAGUAGAGAAUAUGGUUGUAGAAUGUUUCAAUGACAUGAUCAAAGAAAUAAGGAAUAAGCCUCUACUCACAAUGCUUGAGGAAAUAAGGAUUCUCCUUAUGAAAAGGUUGUGGACAGUGGUGCCAAGUGAUGGUGAUGUGUUUGAGACUAGGUAUGGCUACAAUAGAUACAAGGUUGAUUUAGCUGCUUGCACUUGCACCUGCAACUUGUGGAUGUUGUCGGGCAUACGAUUUGGGCCUUUUAUACCAAGAAGAGAUGAUGCUCCUCCCCUAGUUUCAGAAUCUGGUGAUCAAGUAGGUGGUCCUGCUGUUAGUCCUAUGAAAAGGACUAAGAUGAUGGCAAGGAGAGGAGGAAAAACUAAAGUGUUUGGAUCAAUGAACAAAACACCAAAGAAAACACCUAAUGCUUUACUAACUAGCUUGCCAUAUUGUAGGUUUAUGGAGAAGUUGAGGAAACAGGUGUUGAUGAAAGAGAUGUUCAGAAAAGAGAUGUUCAGGAAAAAGAGAUUGAAGAAAGAGAGGCUGAGGAAGAAUAAGUUGAAGAGAGAGAGGGUGAGGAAGAAGAAAUUGAAGAGAGAGAGGUUAAGGAAGAAGAAGUUGAACGCAGAGUGGUUGAGGAAGAAGAAGUUGAAGAGAGAGGGGGGGGGGGGGGUUGGAGCAAGAGUGAUACCCUUGGGUCAUGGUUCUUACAAGUUCCAUUGGGAGAAAAAGAGGAAACCCUCUGAAAGAAUUAGGAAACUGAAGCUCAGGAAAAUGAUUGAAGAUGCUGAUGAUGGUGGUUCUUCCAAAACCCCUUGGGUUUUAGAUUAA